AUGGCCGUCUCACCCACCACCCAGCCUGUAGAGGCUCAGAAAGUAAACACUACUACUGCCGCUGCCACCACUACCACCGCAACCACCACCACCAACAAUGCUGCCGCUGCCCCAAGGAAACGGAGAAGAAGAGCUCCCGCUACUGGAGCUACUGACGACUGCUUUGCUUGCAAGAAGCGUCAAGUAAAGUGCGAUCGACGCCGUCCGUACUGCGGUCAGUGUGUCGAGAUCGGCAAGGAAUGCUCUGGAUACCGCACCACUCUCACAUGGGGUGUUGGAGUAGCCAGCCGUGGAAAGCUUCGAGGCAUGUCUCUGCCCAUUGCAAAGUCGCCCCCAUCCACUGCCACACAGGAGCCCAAAUCACAACGGAUCAACUCUGUAGUCUCCACCAGCACAUCCUCGUCCAGCAGUGCUCAGCAAGAUCAACAUCACUUCAACACCAGGGCUAGCAUAGACUUUGGCGCACCAUCCCCAAGGAGUCCCACAAGUCCCAUGUAUUCCGCACCACAGGAUUACCAAUACUACAGCCCGACCAGUCCAAUCCCUAUCCCAACUCCUUCGCCCUCAAUGUCAUUUCCCAUGCAACAUCACAGGGAUCAUUUUGAGUUCCUACAUCCCCAGGCUUCCAAGUUCAGGCAUCACCAACCACACAGAGGUCCUCUUCAACGACUACAAACCACUCUUCAUGUUCCUCUAGACGACUAUGGCAUGUCUGCCUCGACUGCCUCAUUGGGCACAUAUAGCGAUAGCGACUUUCCCUCACCAAGCGAGUUUCCCAACACCCCAGUCGACGAAUACCCCUUUGCCGACCCGUCAAUGCCUCGCUACCCAUCCUUUGACCACGCGCCCAUGAGCUCCUUGGACAACUACUUUCUCCAUGAGGCCCCACGUUCAUUGCCCAUGGGCGACGACAUGAGCUCGAGCGUAAGCUCAGACCAAAGUAUACACGACUAUCCUGAAGUCAGCACAGCCCCGCAAAGUAUGGGCCCCGUUACAUUUCAAGAUGUGUUUGUGGAGGGAGAGAUGAGCUCGAGUUUCAACGGCUUCCAACCCGGUUUCUCCUUUCUCCCAUCGGAGGGUAUGUCUUCCUAUGGCUCUGGCCCCCUGUCUCAAGACGUUCUGUCGCUCACCACUUCUAUUCCUCAGAGCCUUACCAUCACUUCGCCCCUUUCCCCGCGGAUGCUAUACCUUCUGGACUACUACGACAGAUUUAUAUGCCCGGUGCUGGUGGCUUUUGAUAGCCACAACAACCCCUACCGGAUGCACAUCAUCCAGCUGGCCAUGCAGAAUGAGGAGCUGCAAAACGCCAUCGGCGCUCUGGCCACGAACAACAUGCGCAUGCGAGGAGGUAUUGAAGGACGCCGAUUGAGCGUUCCUCACGAUACCCGACUCAUCCCAGCACAUGCCUACUCGGAAAUGACUGCCCGAGAACUGCGCGAAAUGCAUGGCGAAGCAACCGAUGAAGAGAAGCACUACAAGGCCAACUCCAUCGCUCUACUCAACAAGAAGCUAGUCGACUUUGACGGUUCGCAGGACGACUCUGUCCUAGCUACGCUUCUUAUCCUCUGCCUCUUCCACGUCUGCGAUUCUGGCUUCACAAAGUUCAAGACCCAGCUCGCUGGUGUACAGAAGCUUCUGAGUCUGCGGGAUAGAACAGUUCAAUCAGAAUUUGUCGGAUGGAUCGAGACCUUCUUUACUUGGUUCGAUGUCAUGACCGCUGCAGUCAACGACCGAGAAAUCGAGGUCCGCGGCGAUUCCCUUGACAUGAUGAACUUGAGCGCCAACUUGGGCUCAAUGGAACACCACUCUGGUUGUGAAGGGCGGCUCUUCAAACUCAUUGCGCGGCUCGGAAGACUCAACUUGCUCAGUCAGAAUCGACCUGUACGCGAUGAUGACGAGACACCCACUUCAUCCCCUCGAUCGAAGAAGGCAAAAGACUUUUAUUCUUUUAGCUUUGACAAUAUAGACGGCAGCGAUUGGGCCACACCUAUUGCCGAAGCACGAGAUCCCUUUUCAUCCGCACACGACGAUGCCCGCUCCGAGUUCUGGAAGGAGUGGAACGAUCUACGGAACAGACUUCAAGAGUGGGAGUUUCCCUCACCCGGUGACAUGCAAUCAACAUCUUGCGAGGCUACAUCUUCCAUGCUCGCCAUGUCUCCCGAACAAGCAGCACUUCUCCACAUCAGCGAGAGCUUCCGCUAUGCAGCGCUUCUCUACACUGAGCGUCUAGCACAACCCACUCUCCCUGCAUCGUCUCUCAACUUCCAGAACCUGGUCUCACAGGGUCUAUACCACAUCUCGCAAAUCGGCAUCACAAGCUGUGUCAACAAAUUCCUCCUCUGGCCACUGUUCAUUGUGGGCACAGAGUGUGUGGAUCCCGAGCACCGUGCUGUUGUACGACAGCGUUGUGUUGAAAUCCAACGCGAGAGCGGCUUUUUCAACAACCUCAGCGGGCUCGAAGUUCUCGAGCGUGUGUGGCGUGAGGAUGACGAGUGGACCGACGGCGAUAUUCAGAUUCCCCGACAAAACGGCCCUUUUAGCACAGUGCAACAUCCCUUCCGGUGGAGGAGAGCCAUGGACCGCAUGGAUGGCGAGUACAUUGUUCUUUGAUUACUCGCGACGGCUUGCUGGUUUCGAGCUUUGACGUAUACGCGAGCAUAUGUUCUUAUUUCAUUGGUUCUUACUUUUCAUACGAAGCUUACGACGGACGGCGAAAAUACGCGCACGAAUAUGUUAUGAUAUAGGCUAUGGGAUUAUUAUGUGGGUCAUUAUUGGUGGGUAAAAGGGCACCUAAAGUUUUCGGCUCUUUUCUAGUAAUCUGUGGUAUUAUCUGUAGUUUGUAAGAUGUUUUAUGCAACAAUGAAUCAUUCAAUCGAUGAAA
Pyrenophora tritici-repentis Pt-1C-BFP is the source of this 2881-nucleotide messenger RNA. RefSeq names its product Fungal-trans-2 multi-domain protein. Gene Ontology annotation, biological process: positive regulation of transcription by RNA polymerase II. Gene Ontology annotation, molecular function: RNA polymerase II cis-regulatory region sequence-specific DNA binding; DNA-binding transcription factor activity, RNA polymerase II-specific. Gene Ontology annotation, cellular component: nucleus. The record is from RefSeq and is a predicted model, not a curated record. NCBI's taxonomy places the organism in Eukaryota, Fungi, Ascomycota, Dothideomycetes, Pleosporales, Pleosporaceae.